AUAUACUCCUCUCUCUCUUUCUCUCUCUCUCUCUCUCUCUCUCUCUCUCUCUCGGUGCAAAAAUGGGUUACCUUGAUCAUCUUUCAGAUUUGUGCGCUGAUACCAGCAUAAGGAAAGGAAAGCGCAAAGUAAAGCAGACAGUUGAUAUCAAGGUGAAAAUGGACUGUGAUGGCUGCGAAAGGAGGAUCAGAAAUACUGUUUCUUCCAUGAAAGGAGUGAAAUCAGUGGAGGUAAGCCGGAAGCAAAGCCGAGUGAGUGUUAGCGGCUACGUGGAUCCGAACAAGGUGUUGGAGAAAGUUAAGGGCACCGGCAAGAAAGCCGAGUUCUGGCCGUAUGUGCCGUACAAUCUGGUGUAUUACCCUUACGCUCCUCAAGCUUACGACAAGAAGGCGCCGUCCGGCUACGUCAAGAACGUAGCUCAAGCCCUGCCCAGCCCCAACACUCCCACCGAGCGCCUCACCACUCUCUUCAGUGACGAUAACCCAAAUGCUUGUUCUGUUAUGUGAUGUGAAGGGCUCGCAUGCAAAAAAUUUCUGGAGAGGAGGUGCUAGGUGUUUUUUUUUUGUUUGUUUGUAGAAGACGCUUAAAAUGUCAUUUUUGGGUUUGAACUUUCGGCUGUAGAAUAUAUCUUCUUGUUUGAUGUUAUAUACUAGAACUCAAUGAUUGUGGCACAAUUUUUUGUCGUCGAUAUAUUGUAAGCAAGCAUGGCAUCCCAAAAGUCUUUGUGGUGAAAUAUGUUACCUUACCUUUGUUCUAGUCACCCAUGCACUUGGACAGUUGUUU
Diospyros lotus (date-plum) is the source of this 783-nucleotide messenger RNA. Its product is annotated as heavy metal-associated isoprenylated plant protein 21-like. Lineage: Eukaryota; Viridiplantae; Streptophyta; Magnoliopsida; Ericales; Ebenaceae. The transcript is spliced from 3 exons. The coding region runs from base 63 to 506 and encodes 147 amino acids. Gene Ontology annotation, molecular function: metal ion binding. The record is from RefSeq and is a predicted model, not a curated record.